Anopheles nili is the source of this 1911-nucleotide messenger RNA. RefSeq names its product UDP-glucose 6-dehydrogenase (gene sgl). Gene Ontology annotation, cellular component: cytosol; nucleus. The transcript is spliced from 2 exons. Gene Ontology annotation, molecular function: UDP-glucose 6-dehydrogenase activity; NAD binding. Gene Ontology annotation, biological process: glycosaminoglycan biosynthetic process. The record is from RefSeq and is a predicted model, not a curated record. NCBI's taxonomy places the organism in Eukaryota, Metazoa, Arthropoda, Insecta, Diptera, Culicidae. The coding region runs from base 1 to 1716 and encodes 571 amino acids.
AUGGUGAUUUCGAAGAUCUGCUGCAUCGGGGCCGGGUAUGUUGGUGGGCCGACGUGCAGCGUGAUGGCACUCAAGUGUCCUGACAUCCAGAUAACGGUCGUCGAUCGCAGCACGGAACGGAUAGCCCAGUGGAACUCGGACAAGCUGCCCAUCUACGAGCCGGGACUCGAUGAGGUGGUCCGCCAGUGCCGCAACCGUAAUCUCUUCUUCUCCACCGACAUCGAGAAAGCGAUCCAGGAGGCAGAACUCAUCUUCAUCUCCGUCAACACGCCGACCAAAACGUACGGCAACGGGCGAGGACGUGCGGCCGAUCUCAAGUACGUGGAAGGAUGCGCACGCAUGAUCGCCGAAAUGUCCCAGAACAGCAAGAUCGUGGUGGAAAAGAGCACGGUACCGGUGCGAGCGGCCGAAAGUAUCAUGCACAUCCUGAAAGCGAACCACAAGCCGGGUGUCAAGUACGACAUCCUGUCGAAUCCGGAGUUUCUCGCCGAGGGUACGGCCGUCGAGGACCUCUUGAAGCCUGAUCGUGUCCUGAUCGGUGGCGAACAAUCUCCCGAGGGCCAGGCAGCGAUCGAGAAACUGUGCUGGGUGUACGAGCACUGGAUCCCGAAGAAAAACAUCAUCACGACGAACACGUGGAGCUCGGAGUUGUCCAAACUGGCGGCGAAUGCGUUCCUGGCCCAACGCAUAUCCUCGAUCAACUCGCUGUCGGCGGUGUGCGAGGCAACGGGUGCGGAUGUCUCGGAAGUGGCCCGUGCGGUUGGACUGGAUUCACGCAUAGGGCCCAAAUUCCUGCAAGCGUCGGUUGGGUUCGGAGGUAGCUGCUUUCAGAAGGACAUCCUGAAUCUGGUGUAUAUUUGCGAGGGGUUGAACCUGCCCGAAGUGGCCGCCUACUGGCAGCAGGUGAUCAACAUGAACGACUACCAGAAGACGCGCUUCUCGCAGAAGAUCAUCGAGUGUCUGUUCAACACGGUCACGGACAAGCGCAUCUCGAUUUUGGGCUUCGCGUUCAAAAAGAACACGGGUGAUACUCGUGAAACGCCCGCCAUCGCCGUCUGCCGGACGCUGCUCGACGAGGGCGCUCAGCUCAACAUCUACGAUCCCAAGGUGGAACCGGAGCAGAUCAUCGCGGACCUAACGCACCCGAAGGUGACGGACAGCCCGGAACACGUGAAGCGAGCCGUACAGAUCUUUGCCGAUCCGUACGAUGCCGUGCGGGGCACGCAUGCCCUCGUCGUCUGCACGGAAUGGGAUGAGUUUGUCGUAUGUCAUCAACUUCAGCAUGGUUGCUGCACCGCCCCGACGCCGACGAUCAUCGACGAUCAUGACCACAACCACCACCAAAACCACAACCAUCUCCUGUCCCACCACCACCACCACCAAAAAUACCACCAUCCUCACUACCAGCACCACCAUGAUCCGCGGAACCGGCCCGUUUCUAAUCGCGUCCCCGUUGUACCUUUCGCUGUCUUCCCACAGAGCCUCAACUACGAGCGCAUCUACGCGUCGAUGAUGAAACCGGCGUACAUCUUCGACGGGCGCAAGAUCCUGCCGCACGAGCGGCUCCAGCAGAUCGGGUUCCACGUGCAAACGAUCGGCAAGCGAUUGUUGCAGGAACCGAUCGCGAAGCCGUUCCCGGCGCACCUCACCAAUGGGCACGCGCAUGGCCACGUGUCCCUGCCGGCGAACGGUGAUGGGCCACUGGCGCAGGCCUAGUAGCUCUGCUGCCUCGUAGAUAGUACCGCUAGUGACAUCGCUUCGCCCGUAGACACCGCAGACCUGGACAGUGACAGCGAGGAUGAUGCGAAUCAGCGCCGUAUUCUGUUCGAUGCCGCCGCCGGUUGGUGGCAGUGCUUCCUGCGUAUGGAUUGCACUGGCACGGCGGCAAAACCCACGGUACCAGCGUCUCCU